Molecule: messenger RNA, 2474 nt
Organism: Rhodofomes roseus
Lineage: Eukaryota; Fungi; Basidiomycota; Agaricomycetes; Polyporales; Fomitopsidaceae
Product: rsec15
Exons: 12
Coding region: 138-2474 (778 amino acids)
Biological process (GO): Golgi to plasma membrane transport; intracellular protein transport; exocytosis
Cellular component (GO): membrane; exocyst
Source: RefSeq, a predicted model, not a curated record
GGCCGGGGGGUCGAGCAACUCCAUACAUACCACCUGCUUGCCUGUCGACCGGUCCCAUCUCCAUACCCACCGUGGUCACAAAAGAAAUUUCGGCUGCAGAAUUACAGAGGAGCUGGAAACAUAUAUAAGAGGUCAAGAUGCCUCCCCGGAGGCGACCACAAUUCACCCAGGAGACCAUCGACCAGCAGCUUCAGCAGAUCCAUCUCCUUGACCAGUCGUCUUCGUCCGAGAACUUGGAGCAGCUCGGGCCCAUCAUCAAGCAAAUUCAUGCGAACCGGCAGCAAGACGCGUACCUCCGCGCCGUCGGCCAACUCAUCCAGGCCAAGGACGCUGAAAUCGAGACAAUAUGCGGCGACAACUACCAGGAGUUCAUUAGCUCCGUGUCUACUCUGUUCUCCGUGAAGUCUUACACCAACAACCUUCGCGACAAGAUUCAGACCUUGGACGCUGGGGUUGAGCAAGUUGGGCGCGGACUGGUGGAGAAGAAGCGUGCGUUAUUGCAGACCAAGAAGACGGCCGGAAACUUGGACGAGGCCGUGGACACUCUGCAGGCAUGCCUCCGGGUCCUCGACGUCGUGAACCGCGUCGGAGAGAUGAUUAAGGAGGGGAAGUACUGGAGUGCACUACGGUCACUUGAAGACAUUGAGAGCAUGCCAGCGACGUCGUUAUCGCAAACACCGCUCUUCCAGCAUCUGCUGUCCUCUCUGCCAUCUCUUCGCGGCCAGAUUAAGGAUGCAGUUUCUGCCUCCAUGAAGCAAUGGCUCCUGGACAUCCGUAACGUCAGUGCACAAGUUGGACAGUUGGCACUCGAUGCGAUGGAGCAUCGCGUGCGGAAAUGGCGAGCGCGAAGGGAGAAGGAUCCCCUCCUGAAGCUCAACCGCGUGGGUAGCGCUGUGGAAAUCUCAACGAACGAGAAGACGGAAUUUAACGUCCUAGAUAAUGAGCAUUUACAAGUCGAUUUCAAGCCGCUCUACGAAUGCAUACACAUAUACAGUGCCUUGGAUUCCCUCGAUGAGAUUCGCCGAUCAUACCAAGCAGACCGGAAGGCUCAAUCAGAUCUCAUCCUCCCAAAUAUACUGCCCUUAGAUCAGUUGCCGAAAGUGACUGAGGAAGUCGUCGGCUUCUUCAUCAUCGAGACGCACGUCCUCAACACGACAGGCAGCUUCCGUUCACCGCGAGAGGUUGAAGAUCUGUGGGAUGCGUUGUUGCGCCGCAUAGGGAAUGCAGUGGAUACUGCGCUGAAGAAUAUCAGCGAUGCGGACGCGUAUCUAGGCGUAAAAGAGUGUCUACUCAGCUUCACUAUGACUCUGGAGCAAUACUCGUACUCUACGGAGAACCUGCAUGCUUUCAUCCUAUACCUCUUUGGACGAUACGUAUCAAUUCUCGAGUUCAAGUUCGGCGUACGCUUCGAGAAGAUUGUCUUGCAAGAUGACUGCCUGCCCAUGUACGUGGAGAAUGCCACCGAACGGGAUAGUGUCUUGGACACCGUAUGGCUGACGAAAGAGGAACGAGAGCAAUUGACUAAGAGCUCAUUACCGCUGACGUUACCCUGGUCUUCAGGCUUCUACCUGUGCUGUCAAGAUAUCAGGAACUUCGUGCAGAACUUCUAUCAGUUCCUCGAAGGUGUGUCACAGCAUCACCGAAACAUCGAUGACCUGCUCAGCAGAACUCUUGACCAUAUCCUGGCCGAUUUCAUUGGCACCAAUAUUGCGAAACGAGUACAGAGCACCUCGAAUCUGUCCCAGAUUGUGCAGAUCGUUGCAAACAUCGAACACCUCGAGAUUGCCUGCGCGGAACUAGAGCGUUCUCUGACGCUAAUCCGCUCGUCGCAGCGUGGAGGCGCCAUCCACAUCACCGCCGCCCCUGCCUUCAAUGCCACCCUCCAAACAGCGGUCGCCCGCGUGAAUUCUUCGAUCGCAUCGAAGCUCGAUGACUUCUUCGGGCUGUCCGAGUAUGACUGGACACCGCCGCGACGCGAGGAAAACCCGAGCAUGUACCUGUACGAGCUCAUCAACUGGCUCACGACCGUCGUCGACUCGCUCGUUAUCAAAGACGCAUACAAGGACAAGGCGUACCGCGGCGCUGCGGACUACAUCGCGGAAUGCUUCAUGGACUUCCUCAUAGGGCGCAACGUGCCUAUGAUCAACGAGAACGCUGUGGCAAACCUCGUCACCGAUAUCGAAUUCCUUGAGGACGAGUUCAAGAAGAGUGGUCAUGCCCAUCUGAACGCCGCAUUCCUCGAGCUGCGCCUGAUGGCCACGAUUGUCCUGGAGGAUCAAGUCCAACAAUACCUCAUCCCAGCGGUCCGACAAGCUUCCUACUCCGUCGUGAGGCCUAGAAAUCUUCAGUCAUUACUCCAAAAACUGGCCAAAUGGGGUUCGGAGUGCAAAGACACUGCGUCUCGGCAGCGCGGCGAGAAACGCAGAAAGGAGGCGGAGGCAGUUGGUGCACUCGUGCAGGCGGAUGGGCGGUAG